CAGGGCGAGAGGGAGAGAGACCAGGAGCAGAAAGCGGCCACUCGUGUCGCUGCAGCUCUGACUGCAGUGAUAGGCAGCGCAGUGUUUCGCUGCGGUAAAAGGGGACCUGAGCAAGUGCUGGCUUUUAAACUGGGAGAGAGAGGCUGUCAGUGAACACAGACAGGGCAAACACAGCAGUCAGCUCACCGGAGCUCGCAAGGAAACCCACCAAGACGCGAUCAGCCCCCGCCCUUUGCCCAGUACAAGCCUUUCCACUCCCCCACACCUUGUUUAUUUAUUAAAUUGUAAAAAAAACCUCGUGUUUAUGUCUUGGUCAGAAUUAAUCUCUGCAUCUUCUCUGCCAGAAGAUUCACCCGCGAAUCUGCAUUGCAUUGUUGGAUCAUGACACUGCUCCUAGAAGAACAGGAAGGUUUGAGAUGGGUGCUUGAGUCUGUAGCCUGGUUUGCACAUUGAAAGCCUUGGCCUGGAUAGACAUAUAUAUCAAGAGCAAAUUGUUGGUGACCUGAAGAGAGAGAAUUGGGGAUGGGGAUGCCCAACACUACUAGGAUACAUCUGGGGUCUCCACUUUGGAGUUCCUGGUCUGCCAGGAAUCUGUAGAAUCUUCAAUUGAGACCUGCCCAGCAUCUGAUAUGUGGACAUUUUGAUAUGAACGCGUUUGACUGAUGGGGCCCUGUUGAGAACAGAUAUCAAACACAGGUUGUUUCCCGGGAGAUCAGGAAGAGAAAAGAGACAAACUCACCAUCUGCUCUGUGCACAGCAACGGAUUCCCAGGGUGCUGAAGGGACUGAUUUCCAGCAUUCCUACACUUGGAGAUUAGAAAAUGCCAGGAGGGAAGACACACCGAGCAUGCAGAAGCACUUCAGUCCUUCUACUCUUGAUACACCUUGGUACGGCGUUGGAUGUGCCCCUUGAUUCAAAAAUUCUGGAUGAACUGCCGCAACCCCCUACAAUCACCCACCAGUCUCCAAAGGAUUACAUAAUCGAUCCAAGGGAUAACAUACUGAUCCAGUGUGAGGCAAAAGGGAAACCAGCUCCGAGGUUUUCCUGGACCCGCAAUGGAACCCAUUUCAACCUGGACAAAGACCCGCGAGUGACAAUGAAGCCAAACUCAGGGACACUACACAUUAACAUAGUGGGUGGCGGGAAAGCAGAAACUUACGAAGGAGAGUAUCAAUGCACAGCAAUGAAUGACCGUGGCACAGCCCUGUCCAACAAAAUUGUCAUCCGGCAAUCCAGGUCCCCCAUGUGGGCAAAAGAGAAGAUUGAUGUGAUUGAAGUCCGUGAGGGGGCUUCGCUCGUCCUCCCCUGUAACCCACCAUCCGGCCUACCACCUCCGAUCAUCUUCUGGAUGGAUAACUUGAUGCAAAGGUUUGCACAGAACGAACGGGUCUCACAGGGUCUGAACGGAGAUCUGUACUUUUCAAAUGUGCAACCGGAGGACACCCGGGGGGACUACAUCUGCUAUGCCAGGUUCAACCACACUCAAACGAUUCAGCAGAAGCAGCCAAUCUCUGUCAAGGUGUUGACACUAGAUGCCAUCAAUGAGACUUAUGCAGGUUAUUCGAAUGGCACUGAACUGUAUGGUGACAGCCCAGUGGGAGAGCGAAGGCCCAUUAUUAUCAGCCCCAAAGAAGCAAGCAGCAGUAAGACUGUACUGAGAGGAGAGGUCCUGUACUUGGAAUGUAUUGCUGAUGGCCUGCCCACGCCAAUAAUCCAUUGGACCAAAGAAGGUGGAGAAUUGCCCAGCCACCGGGCCUUGGAGAUCAACUUUAAGAAGACCCUGAAAAUUAUUGACGUCUCUGAAUCGGAUGCUGGGAAAUACCGAUGCAUGGCAAAGAAUUACUUGGGAAGCAGUACACACGUCAUUUCCGUCACAGUCAAAGCUGCACCGUACUGGAUCAGCGAACCCAAGAACUUGAUUCUCGCACCUGGGGAAGACGGAACGCUGAUCUGCAGAGCUAAUGGCAACCCCAAGCCUACUGUCCAAUGGCUGGUCAAUGGUUUUCCGAUCGAAAAUGCCCCAAGUGACAUCAGCAGGGAGCCAAUGGACGACACUAUCCACUUCACAAAAGUGCAGGUCUCUUCCAGCGCUGUUUACCAGUGCAAUGCUUCCAAUGAGCAUGGAUAUUUGUUGGCAAACGCAUUUGUCAAUGUACUCGCUGAGCCACCCAGAAUGCUUACACCAGCUGACCAGGUUUAUCCGGUAAUUGCCAACAAGGCUGUGUUCCUGGACUGUGCAUAUUUUGGAUCACCAAUACCUCAGGUUCAAUGGUUCAAGGAUGACCAAGGAAGUGUCCUCCAUGGUGACUCUUAUGUUUUCCAUGAGAACGGCACUUUGGAAAUUUCCUUCUCGCAGAAGAAUGACAGUGGUACAUACACCUGCAUCGCUACCAAUUCGCUUGGUGUCGUCCAGAACAAAGCCUUUCUCCAAGUCAAAGAUCCGACGACCAUCCUGAAACAGCCAUUAUAUCAGUCUGUGCAGACGAUGGGAACUGCUGUGUUUGAGUGCAAAGUGAAGCAUGACCCCUCACUUUCUCCAACAAUUAUAUGGCUGAAAAACAAUGAGGAGCUGCCUGAUGAUGAAAGGCACCAAGCCUCUGGCUAUGUCCUGACCAUUCUGAAUGUGUCUGAGGAAGAUCAGGGAUCCUACACGUGUGUGGUGAAUACGACCCUGGACUCAAACUCUGCAACGGCUGACCUUGCUGUUCUAGCCCGUUCCUCAACUCCAGCUAGCCCAUACGACAGUCCCGAUCCACCUUCAGACCUGGAAUUAACCAACCCUCAAGACAGGAGUGUACAGCUAUCCUGGAUACCAGGAGAUGACAAUAACAGUCCCAUCACAAAGUUCAGUAUUGAGUAUGAAGAGGAUCAGUAUGAGCCUGGAUUGUGGCAUCAUUUGACCGAUGUCGGAGGAAAGCACACGACGGCCCACCUGAAGCUUUCCCCUUUUGUUAACUACAAAUUCCGGGUCAUUGCUGUCAACCGAGUAGGCAGGAGCGAUCCGAGUUAUCCAUCGGAGCGAUAUUUCACACAGCCAGCUGCUCCCGAUGAAAACCCCAUAGGGGUCCAAGGGAUGGGAACAGAACCCAACAAUCUGGUGAUAACCUGGAAGCCUUUGAAAGGUGUACAGUCCAAUGGGCCAGGCCUAACGUACAAGGUCAGCUGGAGACAGAAGGUCGGCGAUGAUGAGUGGACCUCUGUGAUGGUCGCCAACGUUUCAAAAUACAUUGUAUCAGGCACGUCGGAAUUUUCUCCGUAUGAGUUGAAAGUGCAGUCAUUCAACAGCCUUGGAGCUGCCUCGGAGCCUGAUGUUGUAAUUGGAUAUUCUGGCGAGGAUUUGCCAAUGUUGGCUCCUAGCAAUGUGACUGUCCACGUUAUCAAUAGCACUCUUGCGAAGGUGCACUGGAACCCAGUUCCACCGAAAAGUGUCCGUGGAUUCCUCAAGGGAUAUAACAUCUAUUACUGGAAGCAAGGAAGCCUGAUCAGGCGGGGAAAAGGACACACAGAAGUAAAGAUUUUGAACUUCCUGGGAGACAAGAACCAUGGCAUGUUGCCAGGGUUAGAACCUUUCAGUGUUUAUAAGCUAAAUGUUCGAGUCCUUAAUGGGAAAGGAGAAGGACCUGCAAGUGAAGAUGUGGUCCUGAAAACUCCUGAAGGAGUGCCCAGCUCCCCAGAAUUCUUGAAGAUUACAAGCCCAACACUCAACUCUCUGACCCUGCAGUGGGCUCCUCCACUUCAUCCAAAUGGUAUUCUGAAAGGAUACACACUCAAGUACCAGCCCAUUAACAGCACGCAUGAACUAGGCCCUCUGGUGGAGAUCACAAUACCUGCCGAGAAUGAAACCAGCUGGACUUUGAAAAACCUGAACUACAGCACUCGCUACAAGUUCUAUCUCAACGCCUUCACCAGUGUGGGAGCUGGCAGCAAGUUAACUGAAGAGGCCAUUACUGUGUUGGAUGAAGUGAUUCACCAAACCGUGCCAGAGGCAGGCAAAGGAAUAUCUGCAACAUCUCCAUUACUGAAAACAGAUUUAAUAAUCCCUGUUGAUAAAAAAAUGAAGGUCAUGGUCCUUCGUCCAGUAAUUACGAACAUUACCUCAGCCGCAACCCAUGCAAAUAUCAGUUGGGAGUUUGACCGAACGGAUAUGCACUUUUAUGUUGAAUAUGAGAUAGCUGACAGUAAAGAGCCUGUGGACAAAAUGCAAAUAAAUGCCUCACAGACCUCCUUUGUGCUCAAGGGUUUGUUGCCAGCAACAGUUUACAGAGUGCGAGUUAUUGCCGAGAACCAGGCGGGCGAAUGGCGGAGUAAGGAUGAACGGUUUGAAACCCGCCCACCAGCCAUGGCAAGCCGCCAGGUAGACAUUGCCACCCAGGGCUGGUUUAUUGGUUUAAUGUGUGCCAUCGCCCUCCUGAUCCUCAUCCUCUUGAUUGUCUGCUUCAUCAAAAGGAAUAAAGGAGGCAAAUAUCCAGUCAAGGAGAAAGAGGAUGCUCACGCAGACCCCGAGAUCCAGCCUAUGAAAGAAGAUGACGGAGCUUUCGGUGAAUACAGUGACACAGAGGACCAUAAGCCCCUUAAAGGCAGCCGAACACCUUCCGAUGGGACAGUUAAGAAGGGUGUGAGCGAUGACAGCCUGGUUGACUACGGUGAGGGUGGUGAAGGUCAGUUCAACGAAGACGGCUCUUUUAUUGGACAGUACAGUGGCAAAAAGGAAAAAGAAGCAGUGGAGGGGAAUGAGAGCUCCGAGGCCCCAUCCCCUGUCAAUGCCAUGAACUCCUUUGUCUAACAUGGGGGGAGAACGUGGGAUCGUUCCAUGCCCAUGCACCAAUAAAUCAUAGAAUUUAUCCAUUCACACUUAUCUUCUGACUUGUCAUUACAUGCACGUUUGAAAUAAAGGAAUGAUGAGAAGCUAGUGCCUAAAGGUCCUGAAUGUACAGAUGAACGAAAGAGUGAAAGAAGAGGAAAAACCAAAUGUGGGUUUUCAGGAAUGCAGCCGAGCAGAGGGGGAAGUCCAAAUUAUUGUCCGUGGAUCUCGAACAGAAGUUAAUCUCCUGUGUAUAUAGAGUUGGACUUGGCACAUUAUUUCUUGGGUUCACUACUUCGUUUCCUAUUGGUUUGCGCUAACAUAGUGCAUGAGAACAACGUGUAUCUCACUGCCACCUAAGAUAGAUGAGUGUAUGCUGUGAUGACAGUGGUUUGUAUAAUAUUUGUUUAUAAAGUGCACAGUGCAGUGACUAAAAAUGAAUCUCGUUUUGCCGUCAGUGUUCAAUUGGUAUUCUAGAGCUCUCCGAUGUCAGUGGGACAUUGUCACGAAGAUUUUUUUUCUUUGAAUGUUUAACAACUGUUUGUGUCUCUUUUUGUUUUGCAAAAACAGCAAAAGAAGAAUGUCACGGGGCUGAUUGUAUUGACUCCCAGUGCUAGGUAUGAAGUGGAAUGUUUUGGAAUGGGUAACUGAGCACCUUGCUUGUACCACUGUUGUUGUUCUAUUCUUUCAAGGAGAAAUAAGAGAGAAUAUAUUAUCCUGUUCAUGUAUCACACACUGACUGGCACAAAUCAUACACGUUUUCGAUAUGAGCACACUAAACCUCUCAACGCCUUAUAAACACCCAUUUUUGUAAAUUAAACCUAGCGCCACGUUACACAAAUUUUAACACAAGGCCAACAGUUUAAUACAGCUCCUAUUGCUUACAUCUUCUUGUUAAUACUGUUAGAUUUACAGCCUUUUAAGGUAUAAACUGAACAAAAGGGACUUGACAAAUGUGGCCUCUCUCUUUAUAAACUAGAUUUUGUUUUGGCUCUGAUUUAAUUGGACUAACCAGAAAGCGAGUAAAGAAACACGGUGUCGGGGGCAGGCGGAAUAAAAAGGGAUUGGGAUUCCAAGCUCUUGGGUGCAAGAAUCUUAUUUGCUUUGCCAUUGAUUUUGUUUUCAUAACUUGCAUCAAGUUUAAUUAAGCUUUUCUUGUUGUAGAUAUUGUGCUGUAUUUUGUAAAUAUACAUUGUCUUGUCAAGGCCUCAGGCCUCAAGAUUUCUCCAAUGUAGCUUGGGUUGUAUUGUGUGAUAUAUCGCCCCAUCAAACUUGCAGAACUGUCCUUGGCUGUGAACGCAUUAAAUUGUAAUCCUCUGGAUAUUGCUACAAAUAACCGUGGAGAAAAAUCAUGGUUGCUUUAGAAGUUUCUUUUUCUUUUUGUUUGAAUACAUCAAGUUUAUUAGUGACAUAAAUAUAUUGGGACGAUGAUUGGGGGGGGGUAGAAUGGCAGUUUUCAUUGGGUAAGGGCUAUUAGAGACUGAAGAUCAUGUGAUGAAACCUCCAGGAAUGCACUCAGCCAGAGUUGGUAACUAUUUAUUGACCAGGUUUUUUUUUGCUCCCUUUUUCUCACUGUAUUUUAUGCUGCUGACUGUGAAGCUGUAAGCUCACUGGCUGUGUUAGUAAAUGUGUUUGCGACUAACCAGGAUGUUUCAUUUCCAAAAUUUCAGUGUGCUUCUCCUGGAGCAGCUUACUGUGUGGAGGGAGGCUAUUUGUACAACCUCAUUCGAAAUUAACUGGGAAAGUGACUCCUGAGAAAUCAAUUUUUUUGGGUCUGUAGGGGGCCCUUAAUUCUGCUGUUUCUCUCUCUCUCUCUCUCUCUCUCUCUCUCGCAAUUUGCUUCAGAGCCCGAACCAGAACAUAGGCCCUGGGUUUUUUGUUUUGAAUAUUUUCUCGACAGAUUCAACGUACUGUUGGUUUUGCUGUGACUGGAGCUGGGGGAAUCAGGUUAAUUUCGAGCGUUGGGUGUGAGAUUUCUUUCAGCAUGAGAAAGUGAAGUCAGUUUUAGGGGUCUGCUAGACCUCGCUGUUCUUUAAGGCCGUUAAAAGCUUACUGAUUUUGUAUCAGGAGAAAGGAGACAAAUGGGAAAAUAAAUGUGCUUUUGACCUCA
Molecule: messenger RNA, 6911 nt
Organism: Stegostoma tigrinum
Lineage: Eukaryota; Metazoa; Chordata; Chondrichthyes; Orectolobiformes; Stegostomatidae
Gene: nrcama
Product: neuronal cell adhesion molecule a
Exons: 34
Coding region: 821-4783 (1320 amino acids)
Biological process (GO): brain development; cell-cell adhesion
Molecular function (GO): cell-cell adhesion mediator activity
Source: RefSeq, a predicted model, not a curated record